CUUACAGUAGCACCGUAAAGUCCGGAGUCUCCAGGUUUUGGCUCACCAGGGUAUAAACGGAAGCAUGUUUUUCGUUGAUGAUUGAUUGAUAUAUUAUUCUAUCGGACUAUAUCACCAGUCGGACGGUUUUCUCAUACCAAUCCUUGAUUUUUCGUUGGAACUUCCUCCACCUCCUCCUCCUCAGUAAAACACAAACAUGCCAGGACAGUUCGAUACCACGAUAUGGCCACCGACGCCGAUCCCAGCGUCGACCAAGAAAUUGAUCGCUCGACUCUUUGACCUUUGCGACACCAACGACUCUACCAACGGCGUCAAUCUGGCCGAAGAAGUUUUUACCGCCGACGGACAAUUUCUCACGGCCAAUGGUGGUUUUGAGGGCAAGGAUGAAAUCUCCAAAAGUCGAUCUGCUGCUUGGGAUGUCGUCACUUACCGUCGUCACAUCGUCGACAGGGUUUACCCAGGCGACAAAGAAGGAAACGACUUGAUCCUGACGGGUAAAUUGGAGACUCGGACAAAGGACUCCGGUCAAGGAACGACCGUCGUCGAGUUCGCCGCCAGAGGAAUCGUCCGAGGACAAAAGUUGAAGUUGUGGCAUGCGUACGUAGGAAAUAGUACCAAGGCUUGA
Messenger RNA from Exophiala oligosperma, 625 nucleotides. RefSeq lists its product as uncharacterized. The coding region runs from base 197 to 625 and encodes 142 amino acids. The record is from RefSeq and is a predicted model, not a curated record. The transcript is spliced from 2 exons. Lineage: Eukaryota; Fungi; Ascomycota; Eurotiomycetes; Chaetothyriales; Herpotrichiellaceae.